Ramularia collo-cygni is the source of this 1914-nucleotide messenger RNA. RefSeq lists its product as uncharacterized. Gene Ontology annotation, molecular function: chitinase activity. The coding region runs from base 1 to 1914 and encodes 637 amino acids. Gene Ontology annotation, cellular component: extracellular region. The record is from RefSeq and is a predicted model, not a curated record. Lineage: Eukaryota; Fungi; Ascomycota; Dothideomycetes; Mycosphaerellales; Mycosphaerellaceae. The transcript is spliced from 2 exons. Gene Ontology annotation, biological process: carbohydrate metabolic process.
AUGCCGAGCCAUCACAAUCGCUCCAAGACGCACAGAGCUGGCGUUGUUGCAUCUACGGGCUUGUUACUGGCUCACGGUGCAGCGGCGGCGUUCAAUGCCAACGACAAUGUAGCAGUGUACUGGGGACAGAACUCAUACAACCAAGCCGAAGGAGCCCUCGCACAACAAUCACUCGCCGACUACUGCGCAAACUCAAAUAUCGACGUGAUCCCCAUGUCAUUCCUCGUCCAAGUCACGACAGGUCAAGGUGGGCAACCCGUGAUAAAUCUCGCUAACGCAGGAGACAAAUGCAACCUCUUCCCCGACAGCGCCCUUCUAGACUGUCCUCACAUUGGCGAGGACAUCAAGACGUGCCAAGAUACAUACAACAAAACCGUACUGCUCUCCAUCGGCGGUGCAACAUAUACAGAAGGAGGCUUUGCUAGUGAAGAGGCAGCUGUCAAAGCCGCGAAUUUGAUCUGGGACACUUUUGGCCCUGUUGCUAACUCUAGUGUUGCUUCGAAUACUACUACUAACAUGACGACCGUGGCCAAGGAAUUUGCAUCGACGAGUGCUGGAGGACAGAAUCGGACGGCAUCCGCCGCUGCUUCCAGUGCGACUUUGGAUUACGACCCGCAAGAUCCCUUGUGGGCGGUAAGUUUACUGGAAAAGGUCACCCAAACAAUAACAACAACAGCGACAACAGCUGCAGCAGCGACACUACAAGAUCUCAGCGCGCUCAGGACUACCGGGACUUCCAAAGGAUCAUCCGCGGAGAGGACUGCUAACCCCACAGCUUCCUCCUCGGUCAAUCUCAGGCAUAGCUCCGCACAAUCUAGACUGCAGACGGCCAUUUCGAGGACCGGCAGGGCCAAGAUAGCGAGCUCUGAGGCGGGGAACAACUCCAAGACUGGAUCCUCCAAGACGGAAAACAAUUCCAGAACAUCAACCCCACAACCAAAACAAACCUCUCUUACAACACUCUACCAAACCGGGACCGAAGACCCUCAAGACCGCGUCCAAACCAUUGUAGAUGAGCACGGGACACGAUUCAUCCCACCAGGCAAAGUCUCAUCCACAUCAUCCUCCUCCCCACGCUCCACCCACGCGUCUCAAGCAGCAAAGGAGGAGAAGGAAGAACAGAAAGAAGAAAAGGCCCACUCUUCCCCCAAGAUCCGCACAGUAAACUAUGAUGGCACGCGCAACUUCCGCCGCCAGUCCCCAUCCUCUGCUACUCUCCGACCAUWCGGCAACGCAGCAGUAGACGGUUUCGAUCUGGAUAUUGAAGCCCCGGGCCAGAAUUUCGUGGCUUUUGCAAACCAACUCCGUAAACUGAUGGAUGCCGAACAAUCCAAAACCCACGUCGGAAAGACGGAGAGGAGUUACUACCUCACUGCUGCUCCGCAAUGCCCAUAUCCAGAUCUCAACAAUGACGCGAUGUUCAAUGGAGGGGUGGCUUUUGAUGMUGUAAGUCGUGUUCCCACCUCACAAACCUGCAAUCGGCCAACUAAUCAUGAUCAGCUCUUCGUCCAAUUCUACAACAACUACUGCGGCGUCCAAUCCUUCGUCGCCAACAACACCAAGCAAAACAACUUCAACUUUGAAGUUUGGGAUACUUGGGCCACCAGCAAAUCCUCGAACCCGGACGUGAAAAUUUACCUCGGCGUCCCGGCUGGUCAAAGCGCUGCGGGAAGUGGAUAUACCCCUGUCGCGAACCUCGAGCCCGUCAUUGCUUUUAGCAAGACUUUCAAGAGUUUCGGAGGGGUUAUGGCGUGGGAUGCCAGUCAGGCGUAUGCGAAUAAUGGGUUUUUGAAGGGUGUCAAGGCUGCGUUGAAGGUGCCUGCUACGKGCGGGAAGGAGGCGAAGGAGGGGAAGAAGGAGAUGGGUAAGCGGAGGGGUGUUAGGAGGGGAAUGAGACAGGCUUGGUGGGCUUGA